AUGAGUGGAUUACCGGAAUCAAAAUUAGGAACGAAGGCACACUGGGACUCUAUGUAUGAGUUGGAAGUAUCGAAUUUCAAAGAAUUUAAAGACGAAGGGGAAAUAUGGUUUGGUGAAGAGUCUGAAGAACGAAUUGUUCAGUGGAUGGAAGAUUAUGUUUCAAACGAUCAAAGAACGUCAGCAAACCAUGCUUACCGGGUUUUGGACCUGGGGACAGGAAAUGGUCAUUUAAUUCUUCGUAUUGCUGAAGAGGCUGACACUUUACUUCCUCAGCCUUACGAAUUGCUUGGUGUUGACUAUAGCGAGAAAGCGGUAGAGCUUGCGAAACAGUUGGCAGAAGCGCACGAUUUUCAAAAACAAGUUAAAUUUGAGCAGUACGAUAUUAUAAAGGACUUACGGCUCUGUGACAGAACAUGGGAUCUUAUUUUGGACAAAGGAACUUUUGAUGCCAUUUCUCUCAGCUCAGAUAAGUUGGAUGGAGUCCCUCUCAACCAGGUAUAUGUGGAUCGUAUCCAUGAGAUGCUGUCCCCUACAGGGGUAUUUUUAAUUACUAGCUGCAACUGGACCCUAGAAGAAUUAUCUGAACGUUUCCUCAAUAAGGGAUUUCGUAUCCAUUCUACUGUUCCGGUCCCUGUCUUUGAGUUCCAAGGAAGCAAAGGUAGCUCGACAACAGUUGUCGCUUUCGAGCUUGCCAAUUAA
Molecule: messenger RNA, 699 nt
Organism: Schizosaccharomyces osmophilus
Lineage: Eukaryota; Fungi; Ascomycota; Schizosaccharomycetes; Schizosaccharomycetales; Schizosaccharomycetaceae
Gene: efm4
Product: elongation factor EF-1 alpha (eEF1A) methyltransferase Efm4
Exons: 2
Coding region: 1-699 (232 amino acids)
Biological process (GO): peptidyl-lysine monomethylation; peptidyl-lysine dimethylation
Cellular component (GO): cytoplasm
Molecular function (GO): protein-lysine N-methyltransferase activity
Source: RefSeq, a predicted model, not a curated record